Messenger RNA from Vicia villosa (hairy vetch), 516 nucleotides. RefSeq lists its product as uncharacterized. The record is from RefSeq and is a predicted model, not a curated record. NCBI's taxonomy places the organism in Eukaryota, Viridiplantae, Streptophyta, Magnoliopsida, Fabales, Fabaceae. The transcript has a single exon. Bases 1 to 516 code for a protein of 171 amino acids.
AUGGAAAAAGUGCAGUUAAUCCGAAAAAAGAUGAAGGCUUUGCAGACCAUACAGAAGAGUUACUAUGACAAGAGAAGGAAAAAUUUGGAAUUUCAAGCAAGAGACCAUGUAUUCUUAAGAGUCACGUCGGUGACCGGCGUUGGACGCGCAUUGAAGUCGAAGAAGCUCACUCCUCGGUUUAUUGGUCUGUAUCAAAUUUCAGACAGAGUUGGAAAAGUUACUUACAGGGUGGCCUUACCACUUAUUAUUGCGGAUUUGCAUGAUGUAAUUCAAGUGUCACAACUCCGGAAGUAUAUUUCACAUCCAUCACAUGUGAUUCAUAUGGAUAAUGUGCAAGUACGGGAUAAUCUGACUAUGGAAACAAUGUCCAUACGAAUAAAAUGUCGUGAGAUGAAAACACUAAGAGGCAAAGAAAUUGCUUUGGUGAAAGUAGUUUGGACAAAAGAUGUCGGAGAAAGCACUACGUGGGAAUUAGAGAGCAAGAUGCGGGAGUCUUAUCCCGAGUUAUUUGCAUGA